CUUGCUGCGGGGCGGGCGGGAGCGGCCGUUGGUGGCGGGAAGCUGCGCGGGUCGGACGCGGUUUGGUGCGGCACUAUGAGUAGUGCACAGACAGAAGAUGAAAUAACACUCUUUGAAAGAGAUAUGAAAGAGUUUUGGAUCCAGUUUAAAAUCAGUUAUAGCACUGAACAGAUCAAUCAGACUUCAGCACUGAGAGAUCUGUGCAAGGAGACUAUAGAAGCUCUUUCAGAGAAAUGGUCAAAGAAGCUGAAAGAAGAGGACUUGAUGAUUGACAAAAUUCAGGAGUAUAACAAUGAGAUUGUCCAGCAGAGCAAAUAUGUAGCAGAAAAAGAAGAGCAGUUGACAGAAAUAAAAUCGAAGCUAAAUGAAGAAGAAGAGCAGCAGAAAAACUUGACUGACAGCAUCCAAGAGCUUAAAGAAGAGUUGAUGAAGAAAAUGGAAAUAAAAUCUUCUAAAAAGGAAGCCGCCAAGGAGAAAGUGGAACGAGUGAGCAAGAUUAAAGCAUUGUUUAAAGAGCGUCUUGGAUUGGAGAUGCGUAGAAUUCACGACGAGCAAUUACAGUUUAUAUUCAGACACAUUGACCACAAAGAUCCUGACAAGCCAUACAUGUUUACUCUUUCCAUAAAUGACCAAGGGGACUAUGAAGCCAGUUAUACACAAAGAGCAGUAAGAAGGGUAAAGGUGCCAAAUGAUUACACUGCAGUUUUGGAACAGAAUGGCAGCAGAGAAUUACUAAGCACUUCUAUAAUGACAUCUCAGAUCAAACAAAUCCUCAAUUUCUGCUUUGUCCAUAAACCCUGUGUCCUCUCUGAGAAUUCUGUAACUGACAAUGGGACAAAGAGGUAAGGGAUGGGAACCCGACUUCAAGGGUCUCAUUGUUCAUUAGUGGAUUUGCCUCCUUUUCAAUCAUAUUAACAGGAGUAUUUAAGUUGCAGGUAUUUCUUUCAACUAAUUGCUUGUACCACUAAAGAAUGCUGUAGGCACUUUUAUGUAGGUCAGUGGGCUAGCCAGGAGUUAAAAAAAAUUUAUUGAGCCAGCUCUGCACUUCCCACUUGUAUCAUCUCUCCGAGGCAUUACAGCUGCUGUUGGCAUCUCUUCCUUCCUUGUAUAGAAGCCCUUACCUUCCAUGUGAGAAAGCCUAUCCCUUCUGGCUUCUCACUAAUGGCAUUGCCGUCAUAUCCAGCAUGACUAUUCAUUUUGAAGCAUACCCUUGCCCUACCUCACCUGUCUGUGCCAAGCACCUCUGAGCUGCUCUGAAUGUAAGAACUCCAGCAUGCUCAACCAAAUAUUUUACUGCUGUUGUAUGAAAGCAAACAGAGAGGCAGAACACAACCACCUCAUUUCCAUGAUUUCCAAUGGAGCUGUUUAUUCAUUAAGGGUGUACCUAUUGCUCGGACACCCUCUGUACCGUAUGUGAUUUGAUCAUCACAGGAGAAAGAAACUGAACUGCCUUGAGUAAUGAAGACAAAUGUUCAAACUUAGUGCUAUUUUCUUUUCUUGUUAAUCCCAGGCAUGAGUAAUUGGUGACAAAAUGAAUUUGUCAAGAUUGCUGUGCACAGAACAUAAAAUAUGUGACAACUACUUUAUUGGAAUAUACAUUCUUAGAAAUUAUUUGCUAGAGAAUAUGAUGUACCUGGUUGUAAAUGUCCUGUGCCUAUGCCUAAAGCAAAAGCUUGAAAUAUUUAUUGUGUGUAAUUUAAACCUUUUGGAGCUAGAAUAAUGUACCUGCUUGUAUUUGCCAAAGCAAAUCAGAGAGAGAUCUUACUUCCACUAAAACAGAGCCAGGCAUUCCAAAAGUGGGUUAAAGUUAGGAAAGUGUAUACAAUAGAUUUGCUUUUUUACUUACUCUAAAAUACGAGUAAAACUGGCCUGUGACUUCCAUUAAAGAGCCUCGUGCUAGUGAAAGAUCUGUCUUGACAUUUUAAAACCUUUGUGCCUUUAACAAAUGCACUUAGUAGUUCUAGAAUGUCACACACCUGGAUCUGUGGUAAUUUGGAAUUUUCUAUUAUGAAGCUGCACAAUACAGUGAUACCAAAUAAUAGUAAAGACAAUGAGGAUAACACAAUAGACUGACCCAACAGAUACAGCUAUUGGGACCCCAGUGUGCUGGAUAGUACACAAAUACAGACUGAAAUGUCCCAAAGAGCAGAUGGGAAAGCGCUUGAGCUCAAAAGCAAUAUGCGACUUAGGGACUAUAACAACACAAUCAGCUAGUGCUGGUGCUUCUUUUAUUAGCAGGAUCUUAAGGCAGACAUAGAUUCUAAUGAAGGUCAGUAAAGGCUUUUUUCAUAAAUCAGUUUGCCCAAUGCUGAACAUCACUUCCCCUUUCAAAGUGCUGACCCAUAAUUUGCUACCAAGGGUCAAGUCUGAAAUGUGUGGGCCAGGAACUAAUGCUGACAAUACAGCAAAGUGCUGAUGUUUUGGUGCUCAGCACCUCAUCAAAUUUAUCUCAUAGCAUGUUUUAAAAAAUCUGGGGGGAAAGUGUUGAAUUUAUGAGAUUUUGGAAAUACACUGUGAAUUUAAAGGCUGCUAGGAAGACAAAAGAAUACUAAAUGUUAAUAGCAUAUGUAUCAAAUGCAUUUAAUCACUAUUUUUUGUAUGCUAGCAGGAGGUCAAAUUACUGUGAGAGUCCUUCUGGCUAACAGAACAGUUUUUUUACACACCUAUUCAAACAAGAGUUGGAGGUGGUUACUCUUGGACAUUGUUAGAUGUAUUCUGAAAAGCAAACAAGUAUGGGCCACACUUGUGAAAAUCAAAACAGACAUGGAAGUUAUGCUGUGCUUGUGUCAUACUGUCUUCUCUAAUGCUUCAAUAAACUGAAUUUAUUCAGUACCUUAAAA
This is a messenger RNA of Corvus hawaiiensis (hawaiian crow), 2840 nucleotides long. RefSeq names its product SPC25 component of NDC80 kinetochore complex (gene SPC25). Gene Ontology annotation, cellular component: Ndc80 complex. The record is from RefSeq and is a predicted model, not a curated record. Lineage: Eukaryota; Metazoa; Chordata; Aves; Passeriformes; Corvidae. Gene Ontology annotation, biological process: chromosome segregation. Bases 76 to 846 code for a protein of 256 amino acids. The transcript has 7 exons.